GUUCAGUAUCUCGUAAGCGGUCGGUAGAGCAAAUUUUACCUAAGAAAAAGUUUUGAAAAGCUCAAGAGUGACCUAAGUAAUUGUUUGUGUUGCGAAAAUAUCGCGAGUGCUUCUUAGGAGCUGAUAACUAUUCAGUGGGAAAAGCUUAAAAAAAGAAAAACAAAUAACGUAUUGAGCUUCGCGUGGUUACAUAGUGGAGCGUGCCGCACAGUGAGCAUUGAUCGUAACAGAAACUCUUCAGAUACAAAACGGACUAAAUUGGCUUCUCAUCAGAUCAGUUUUAGCAGCUGCUGAGAUCGCUUUUGGUACGAGCUGUGAAAAUGGCAGCGAAGAUGGCAGUAAUCUGCAGCAUUUUAGCUGUGUUGAUACUGCUGCCCAGCGGUGGUCAAGCGUUCCGCAAACAAUCGGCUCAAAUUCAACCCCAACCCCAAAGUACCGACAAAUUCGCACCGAAUCGUGUCGUCAUGCAUAGCGCAUUCGCCAAUGCGGGCCGAACGCCUGGUCUGGAAAUUUGGAGAAUCGAGAACUUUGAGCCGGUGGUGUAUCCCAAAAGCAAUUAUGGCAAGUUUUACACCGGAGAUUCGUUUAUUGUUUUAAAUACAAUCGAACGCAAAGAUAAAAAACUCUCUUGGGAUAUUCACUUUUGGUUGGGUUCGGAAACGUCGACCGACGAAGCGGGUGCUGCUGCAAUUUAUGCAGUUCAAUUGGAUGACCUCCUUAAUGGCGCACCGGUGCAACACCGUGAAGUUCAGGAUCACGAAUCACAAUUAUUCCUCAGUUACUUUAGAAAUGGUGUACGUUAUGAGAAGGGUGGCGUCGGCACUGGCUUCAGACACGUCGAAACCAAUGCGGCAGGCGAGAAACGACUCUUUCAGGUGAAGGGCAAGCGCAACGUGCGUGUACGUCAGGUGAAUUUGUCCGUAUCGUCGAUGAACAAAGGCGAUUGCUUCAUUUUAGAUGCUGGCAAUGAGAUACUCGUUUAUGUGGGGCCGCAAGCAAAGCGCGUGGAAAAGUUAAAAGCGAUCAGCGCGGCAAAUCAAAUUCGUGAUCAAGAUCACAACGGACGUGCCAGGGUUGAGAUUACUGAUGAGUUCAGUUCAGAUUUGGACAAGCAGCACUUUUUUGAAGUUUUGGGCUCUGGUUCGCCUAAUCAAGUGCCUGAUGAGGCUGCUGAACAAGAGGAUGGCGCUUUCGAAACAGCAGAUGCCAAUUCCGUUACUUUAUAUAAGGUCUCCGAUGCUCGUGGUGGCCUAAAAAUUGAACCCAUCUCCACUAAGCCACUUCGUCAAGAAAUGUUAGACACCAAUGAUGCUUUUAUAUUGGACACUGGCUCGGGUAUUUACGUUUGGUUGGGUCGUCGUGCGACACAAAAGGAGAAAACCGAUGCUAUGAGCAAAGCUCAGGAGUUUUUAAGUACCAAAAAGUAUCCAGCCUGGACGCAAGUACAUCGCGUGGUGGAGGGUGCCGAAUCUGCGCCAUUUAAACAAUAUUUCGCCACUUGGCGUGAUGCUGGUAUGGCGCAUACGCGUUUGGUACGCUCUGCAAUGGGUUAUGACUCAGACGAUUCGGACUUAACCGAACUCAUUGAUGUGGAGGACUUAAAGAAGAGUGGUGGUAGUGCUAUGGGUUUUAUGCCAGAUAAUGGCGAAAAUGAUAUUGAAGAAGUUGUACAGUAUGUCAGCAGUCAUGGGCGUGGCGAUACCUUACGUAAUGUUAUUCAAAUGAAGACAAAUAUGCCGCUGUUAGGUUUCGCAGCUUAUGUGAUUACUUAUAAAUACAAUAAUAAGAAUGGUGAAUCGGGUGCGAUCGUCUAUGUGUGGGAAGGCGUUAAAGCUACACGUGCAGCAAAAGAACGCGCAUUCGAAGAUGCACUGGCUUUAGCACUUGAACGUAAUGGAAUUCUAGUACGUACCACCCAGGGUAAUGAACCGCGUCAUUUCCUCAAGAUAUUCAAAGGGAAACUUCUGACAUCUUACACCUCUAUACCUACCAAGCCACAAUUAUACCGCAUACGUGGCACAGAUGCCAGCGAUGUGCAUGCCAGCGAGGUGGCUGCCGAUUCAGCUUCGUUGGCUUCGAAGGAUGUCUUUGCUUUAAUUACGUUGGAUGACCAUAAAGUCUACAUAUGGGUGGGUUUGGCUGCAAGCAAAUUCGAGAAAGAUAUGGCCAUAGCGCGUUUCUCACAGUAUUGGCCGGACCAAGUUGUCGAAGUGAUUGAGGAAGGCGCCGAACCCGAUAAUUUUUGGGAUAUUUUACAUGGAGAGGGCAUCUACGACCGCAGCAUGAUUGAGGCCACCAAGCCCCUACUGGAACCUAGAUUAUUUCAUGGUCGCUUAAACGGCCAGCGCUUGGAAGUUGAGGAGAUUACGCAUUUCGAACAAGCGGAUCUCGAUACCAAUGACGUUAUGUUGUUAGAUGCUGGUGAUGAAAUCUAUAUGUGGGUUGGUGCUGGGGCUACAGCAGAAGAAAAUGGCAGAAUUCUUGAUUUGGCUAAGAAAUACAUUGAAGAUGAACCCACAGAACGCACAAUCGAUACAGUUACCGUCAUCCGCGUCGAGCAGGGUAAUGAACCACGUGCAUUCACACGUAUGUUCCCCUCAUGGGAAGCUGGUUACUGGCAGCCAACACCUUCAAAUGAUGACAUCCGGAAACAUGUUGAGGACAGCAAUGACAUCUUCGACUCAAACGAGAUUUAAAGGUGUUUAACCACACAAUACUGUCUCGAAUAAUUUAUAAAUAUGAAAUGAACAAUAUAUUUUGUGCAAUAAAAACAUCGAAUUUAUUUUAAAAUUGAAAA
Molecule: messenger RNA, 2797 nt
Organism: Ceratitis capitata (Mediterranean fruit fly)
Lineage: Eukaryota; Metazoa; Arthropoda; Insecta; Diptera; Tephritidae
Gene: Gel
Product: gelsolin
Exons: 11
Coding region: 321-2696 (791 amino acids)
Biological process (GO): barbed-end actin filament capping; actin filament severing; actin polymerization or depolymerization
Cellular component (GO): actin cytoskeleton; cytoplasm
Molecular function (GO): phosphatidylinositol-4,5-bisphosphate binding; actin filament binding
Source: RefSeq, a predicted model, not a curated record